Molecule: messenger RNA, 2127 nt
Organism: Arabidopsis arenosa
Lineage: Eukaryota; Viridiplantae; Streptophyta; Magnoliopsida; Brassicales; Brassicaceae
Source: the annotation of a GenBank genome assembly
AAAAAUAUUCACGCGCCAGAAUUUGACUCUGCUUAGAUCUCCGAUCAUCGUCUCCGAAUCUAGAUCGACGAGAACAAAACCCUCGAAACCUAAAUCGGAAUGAGAAAUUAGAUUUUGAUACGAAUUAGAGAUCUGUGUUGAGGACGAUGAGUGACUCGGUGUCGAUCUCGGUUCCGUAUAGGAAUUUGAGGAAGGAAAUUGAACUUGAGACGGUGACGAAGCAUCAUCAAGACGAAUCUGGUUCUUCGUCGUUCUCUUCUUCUCCAUUGAAUCAUCCUGAUGUGGCUGAUGGUGAAUCUGUGUCGAAGAAUUGUAGUUUAGUAACGUUGGUUCUUAGUUGUACAGUCGCUGCUGGAGUUCAAUUUGGUUGGGCAUUGCAACUUUCUCUUCUUACUCCUUAUAUUCAGACCCUUGGAAUAUCGCAUGCUUUUUCUUCGUUUAUUUGGCUAUGCGGCCCAAUUACAGGCCUUGUGGUCCAGCCUUUUGUUGGCAUUUGGAGUGAUAAAUGUACUUCAAAGUAUGGAAGAAGACGACCGUUUAUUCUCGUUGGAUCACUCAUGAUCUCAAUAUCAGUGAUAAUAAUCGGGUUUUCUGCAGACAUUGGGUAUCUGUUAGGAGAUACAAAGGAACAUUGCAGUACUUUCAAAGGGACACGAACCAGGGCAGCUGUUGUCUUUAUCAUUGGGUUUUGGUUGUUGGAUCUAGCGAACAAUACAGUACAGGGACCUGCUCGUGCUCUUCUAGCUGAUCUAUCAGGUCCUGAUCAGCGGAAUACUGCAAAUGCUGUGUUCUGCUUGUGGAUGGCUAUUGGGAAUAUCCUUGGGUUUUCUGCUGGUGCUAGUGGACGUUGGCAAGAAUGGUUCCCUUUCCUAACUAGUAGAGCAUGCUGUGCUGCAUGUGGAAAUCUCAAAGCAGCGUUUCUUCUUGCAGUGGUCUUUCUCACUAUAUGUACUCUUGUCACAAUCUAUUUUGCUAAAGAGAUUCCUUUUACAAGCAACAAGCCCACCCGCAUACCAGAUUCUGCACCUUUGUUGGAUGAUCUCCAGUCUAAAGGCCUUGAGCACUCAAAAUUGAAUCAUGGUACUGCCAAUGGAAUCAAGUAUGAGAGAGUGGAACGUGAUAUGGAUGUACAGCUUGGCAAUUCAAAGAACGAGCAUCAAGAUGAGACCUACGUUGAUGGCCCUGGAUCUGUUUUAGUGAAUUUGCUAACUAGUUUAAGGCAUUUGCCACCGGCUAUGCACUCUGUUCUUAUCGUCAUGGCUCUUACAUGGUUAUCGUGGUUCCCCUUCUUUUUGUUCGAUACAGAUUGGAUGGGAAGAGAAGUUUACCACGGGAAUCCAACAGGAGAUAGUUUGCAUGUGGAACUCUAUGAUCAAGGUGUACGUGAAGGUGCACUUGGUUUGCUACUAAACUCUGUUGUUCUUGGGAUCAGCUCGUUUCUCAUUGAACCAAUGUGUCAGCGGAUGGGUGCACGGGUUGUAUGGGCUCUGAGCAAUUUUACUGUAUUUGCAUGCAUGGCGGGAACAGCUGUAAUUAGCUUGAUGUCUCUUGGUGAUUACAAAAAUGGAGUCGAAUACAUAAUGCAGGGAAACGAAACAACAAGAACCGCAGCUGUAGUCGUCUUUGCACUCCUUGGGUUUCCUCUAGCUAUCACAUACAGUGUUCCUUUCUCUGUCACAGCAGAAGUCACUGCUGAUUCCGGUGGCGGUCAAGGUUUGGCUAUAGGAGUGUUGAACCUCGCAAUCGUUAUUCCCCAGAUGAUAGUAUCACUUGGAGCGGGUCCAUGGGAUCAAUUGUUUGGAGGAGGAAAUUUACCGGCGUUUGUAAUGGCGUCUGUUGCUGCUUUUGCUGCUGGAGUUAUUGCCUUGCAAAGGCUUCCGACGCUAUCUAGUUCUUUCAAGUCCACUGGUUUCCACAUCGGGUAAAAUCUUUAUACCAGGAUCUCCAAUACAAAAGCGAGCCACGGGUGUUUUUCCGACAGUAUAGACCUAAAAUUCAGAUUUAGAUCCAUUCGAUUCUUUUUGACCUUGUUCUCCUCUCGGCGUAUAUGUAUGUAGGUUUUGUACAUUUAGUUUUGUUAUAUGUUAUACACAGCAAUGUGACUCUAAAUAUACAGUACCUCUCUUA